Dendroctonus ponderosae (mountain pine beetle) is the source of this 1591-nucleotide messenger RNA. It is a transcript of the gene LeuRS, whose product is annotated as leucine--tRNA ligase, cytoplasmic. Gene Ontology annotation, biological process: leucyl-tRNA aminoacylation. The record is from RefSeq and is a predicted model, not a curated record. NCBI's taxonomy places the organism in Eukaryota, Metazoa, Arthropoda, Insecta, Coleoptera, Curculionidae. Gene Ontology annotation, molecular function: leucine-tRNA ligase activity; ATP binding; aminoacyl-tRNA deacylase activity.
UUGGGCUGCGCUCUAAAAGCCCCCAUGGCAGGUUUCGACAAAAUCUAUGCCUUGCCCAUGCUGACUAUCAAGGAUAAUAAAGGUACCGGUGUGGUUACCAGUGUACCUUCAGAUUCCCCAGAUGACUAUGCUGCUUUAACCGACUUAAAAAAGAAAGAGGCAUUUCGAGAAAAGUAUGGCAUUAAGGACGAAAUGGUCCUUCCCUAUGACCCAGUUCCAAUUAUCGAAGUUCCCGAAUUUGGAAACUUGUCUGCCGUUACAGUGUACGAAAAGUUGAAGAUCCAGAGCCAAAAUGAUAAGGAAAAGUUGACUCAAGCCAAAGAGAUGGUGUACUUGAAAGGAUUUUAUGAUGGGGUCAUGUUGGUGGGCGACUUCAAAGGCAUGAAAAUUCAAGAUGUAAAGAAAUCUCUUCAAAAAGUGCUGGUCGACAAGAAUGAGGCUAUCAUCUAUUACGAACCGGAAAAAACCAUAAUUUCCCGAUCGGGCGAUGAGUGCGUAGUUGCUCUAUGCGAUCAAUGGUACUUAGAUUAUGGGGAGGAAACCUGGAAGAAGCAGGUUCUAAAUGCUUUGGACUCCAUCGAAACUUAUCAUGAUGAGGUGAAAAGAAACUUUGUUGGAUGCGUGAACUGGUUGCGUGAACAUGCUUGUUCAAGAACGUAUGGUUUGGGUACCAAAUUGCCUUGGGAUGAAAACUGGCUAAUUGAAUCGUUGUCAGACUCUACCAUUUACAAUGCUUAUUACACUGUGGCUCAUCUUCUACAGGGAAAUUCAUUCAGGGGUGACAAGCCCAAUGCUUUGGGAAUUAAAGCAGAACAAAUGACUCCCGCAGUAUGGGACUACAUUUUCUUUAAAAACUCCAAAUAUCCUGCCAACUGCGGAAUCAAGAAGGAAUUGUUGGACACUAUGAAAAGAGAAUUUGAGUUUUGGUAUCCAGUUGAUAUGCGUGCAUCUGGCAAAGAUUUGGUUCAAAAUCAUUUGACUUAUUUCAUUUACAAUCAUUGUGCCAUCUGGCUGGAAGAUGCCUCGAAGUGGCCAAAGAGCAUUCGAGCUAAUGGCCAUCUGCUGCUCAAUUCUGCUAAGAUGAGCAAAAGUGAUGGCAACUUUUUAAGCUUGAAAGAAGGCGAGCAAAACGAAUUCCUUCAACGACAAAGUGUUUGAAAGCGAGAUCAAUUUGAAAAUCAAGGAAACCGACAGCUUUUACAAUAGAAUGCUGUUCAAAGAAGCCCUUCGCACUGGAUUUUUCGAACUGCAAGCCGCAAGGGACAAAUACAGGGAGUUAUCGCUGCUGGACAAUAUGCAAGUGGAUUUAGUUCUGAGGUUUAUUGAGGUUCAAGCCCUUACCCUGUCCCCCAUUUGCCCACACGUUGCGGAAAAGGUGUGGGAACUGCUGGGCAAGAAAGGAAGCAUUGUGAAAGCAGCUUGGCCGGAAGUAGGCCCCAUUAACGAGGUCGACAUUAAAGCUUCAGAGUAUCUGAUGGAAGCCGCGCAUUCUUUCAGGGUCCACCUAAAAACUUAUUUGCAAGGAAUAAAGACCAAGCAAAACCCCAAUCCUCCUCCAGUAGAAAAACCUAAUCUUUGCACUGUUUGGGUG